AUGGAUUUGCCCAAAGACAGUGAAAUUAUGAUUAAAUCGCUUGACUGGGAGCUUCGGGGUCUUAUUCAGCCAAGUACAACAAUCGAUUGGAGAAAAGUCCUCGUCCUUUUCUUUUUUUCCGCUUUCCACACUCAAAUAUUCCAUACACAUAUUGCAAUAUUGAAUGCUCUGCCUGCGGCGCUACAAGGAGCAGGGACAUGACGCGGAAUAAGCAGAGGGAUACGCCCCCUUCGAGCCUAGGAUAUUCUAUAUGGUGAUGCUGGUGCAGAUAUAGCACUCGCACAUUGGCACAUAAAAAGCGAGCUGCGCUAUAUAUAGAGGAAAUAAAAUAAAACUCACAAUGA
This is a messenger RNA of Drosophila simulans, 344 nucleotides long. RefSeq lists its product as uncharacterized. Lineage: Eukaryota; Metazoa; Arthropoda; Insecta; Diptera; Drosophilidae. The record is from RefSeq and is a predicted model, not a curated record.